AUGCAGCGUUCAGUGGCCAAGAACAUACUCCAACGCCAUGUUCUCAGCUACCAAAAUCCGACCCGUCUGAUUAACAAAAUUCCUCAGCCACCAUGCGAUGUCUUCAUUAACCACAGGGGCGUUGAUACUAAGAAAACCAUAGCUUCCUUGCUAUAUGAUCAUCUUGUUCGGCUGAGACGUCGUCCAUUUUUGGACAACAAGACUAUGAAGCCGGGCGACAAGUUAUUCGAGAAAAUCGAUACUGCGAUAAAGGGGUGCAAGAUUGGAGUUGCAGUGUUUUCUCCUACAUAUUGUCAGUCGUAUUUCUGCUUGCAUGAGCUGGCCCUCAUCAUGGAGACUAAGAAAAAGGUGAUCCCUAUCUUCUGUGAUGUUAAGCCAUCACAGCUUCGUGUUGUGAACGAUGGAAGGGUUCCCCCGGAGCAGAUUGAGAGGUUUAACAUGGCCCUAGAGGAAGCCAAAUUCACCGUAGGCCUUGCAUUUGACUCCACCAAAGGGAACUGGUCCGAAGUGCUAACGGACGCAGCAGAGAUAGUAAUGGAGAGCUUGGCUGAGGUCGAGAAUGAAGAGAGAAUGAUGCACAUGAGAAUGCUAAAGUCCCCUUCCGAUGUGCCCAAGAUUUGCUCCACCAACACUGGCAACUGA
This is a messenger RNA of Coffea eugenioides, 642 nucleotides long. RefSeq names its product TIR domain-containing protein-like. The transcript has 2 exons. Bases 1 to 642 code for a protein of 213 amino acids. The record is from RefSeq and is a predicted model, not a curated record. NCBI's taxonomy places the organism in Eukaryota, Viridiplantae, Streptophyta, Magnoliopsida, Gentianales, Rubiaceae. Gene Ontology annotation, biological process: signal transduction.